Orycteropus afer afer is the source of this 1239-nucleotide messenger RNA. It is a transcript of the gene CASQ2, whose product is annotated as calsequestrin 2. Gene Ontology annotation, cellular component: sarcoplasmic reticulum lumen. Gene Ontology annotation, biological process: regulation of cardiac muscle contraction by regulation of the release of sequestered calcium ion. The record is from RefSeq and is a predicted model, not a curated record. Gene Ontology annotation, molecular function: calcium ion binding. NCBI's taxonomy places the organism in Eukaryota, Metazoa, Chordata, Mammalia, Tubulidentata, Orycteropodidae.
GCCCAAAUGAAGAGAACUCAACUAUUUCUUGUGGGGGUCUACUUGCUGUGCUCCUGCAGGGCAGAAGAGGGGCUGAACUUCCCCACAUACGAUGGGAAAGACCGUGUGGUUAGUCUCACUGAGAAGAACUUCAAACAGAUUAUGAAGAAAUACGACUUGCUCUGCCUCUACUACCACGAGCCUGUGUCUUCAGAUAAGGUGGUGCAAAAACAAUUCCAACUAAAAGAAAUUGUCCUUGAGCUUGUGGCCCAGGUCCUAGAGCAUAAAAAUAUAGGCUUUGUGAUGGUGGAUGCCAAGAAAGAAGCCAAGCUUGCCAAGAAACUAGGUUUUGAUGAAGAAGGAAGCCUGUAUAUUCUUAAGGGUGAUCGCACAAUUGAGUUUGAUGGAGAGUUUGCAGCUGAUGUAUUGGUGGAAUUUCUCUUGGACGUAAUUGAAGACCCAGUGGAGAUCAUUAAUAGCAAAUUGGAAGUCCAAGCCUUUGAACGCAUCGAGGACCACAUCAAACUCAUUGGCUUUUUCAAGAGUGAGGACUCAGAAUAUUACAAGGCCUUUGAAGAGGCAGCUGAGCACUUCCAGCCUUACAUCAAUUUUUUUGCCACCUUCAACAAAGGAGUCGCAAAGAAACUGUCUUUGAAGAUGAAUGAGGUUGCUUUCUAUGAGCCAUUUAUGGACGAGCCCAUUGCCAUCCCCAACAAGCCUUACACAGAAGAGGAGCUCGUGGAGUUUGUGAAGGAACAUCAGAGACCUACUCUACGUCGCCUGCGCCCAGAAGAUAUGUUUGAGACAUGGGAAGAUGAUAUGAAAGGGAUUCACAUUGUGGCCUUUGCAGAGAAGAGUGAUCCAGAUGGCUACGAGUUUCUGGAGAUCCUGAAACAGGUUGCCAGGGACAAUACCGACAACCCUGACCUGAGCAUCGUGUGGAUCGACCCGGAUGACUUUCCUCUGCUCGUUGCCUACUGGGAAAAGACUUUCAAGAUUGACCUGUUCAGGCCACAGAUUGGGGUGGUGAAUGUGACAGAUGCUGACAGUGUCUGGAUGGAUAUUCCAGAUGACGAUGACCUGCCCACAGCUGAGGAUCUGGAAGACUGGAUUGAGGAUGUGCUUUCUGGGAAGAUAAACACUGAAGAUGAUGAUAAUGAAGAUGAAGAUGAUGAAGAUGAUGAUGACAACAAUGAUGAUGACGAUGAUGACAAUAAUUAUGAUGAAGAUGAUGAUGACAGUGAUGAUGAUGAUGAGUAG